GGACUCAACAACAGCUUAUAGCACAACAUGCAUUGGAGAAAGAGGCUUUGGAGAAGAUUAAAUUAGAAAUCGAGGAGGAGCUAAAACAUCUUGAUGAAGAAAUCUUGGAAGCAUUUACCACUACAGGAUUUGACUGCCACACUUCCCCAGUGUUCAGUCCUGCCAAUCCGGAGAGCUCGAUAGAAGACUGCCUGGCUCAUCUGGGGGAGAAAGUGUCCCAGGAAUUGAAAGAACAUCUGCACAAAGCUCUGCAGAGCUUGCUCAGCAAGCCAGUGACAUAUCAAGAAUAUCGGGAGCGCACACAAGAGACAGCUGCUCAUGCCAGUGGAUGGAACAAGGUCUUGGUACCCCUGGUUCUGCUGCAGCAGUUUUUGAUGGAGUUAACCAGACGAGGCCAGGAACCACUGAGCGCGCUCGUGAACUUCGGUGUGACAUAUCUAGAAGACUAUUCUGCAGACUAUAUCAUUCAACAAGGAGGCUGGGGAACAGUCUUCACUUUGGAAUCUGAAGAGGAGGAGUACCCUGGGCUCAUCGCGGAGGACAGUAAUGACAUCUACAUCCUGACCAGUGACAACUCGGGACAGGUGAGCCCGCCGGAGUCUCCAACAGUGACCACAUCGUGGCAGUCAGAGAGCCUGCCCGUCUCCCUGUCGGCCAGUCAGAGCUGGCACACAGAGAGCCUGCCUGUCUCCCUGGGACCUGAGUCCUGGCAGCAAGUGGCCAUGGAUCCUGAAGAAGUCAAAAGCCUGGACAGCAACGGAGGGGGUGAAGAGAGGAGCGAGAACAACUCUUCCAACUCGGAUAUUGUUCACGUGGAGAAGGAAGAGAUACCGGAAGGGAUUGAGGAAGCAGCGGUGUCAGCCGUCGCUGCAGAGACCGCGCAGGCGGCGUUUCCAGAAAGCCCUGCUCCUUCACAGAAGGCAACACCUCAAGCUGAAACUGCUGCUGUUGGAAAAGCAGAGGAGCCCUCCCUGCUUCUGCGUACAAAACAGGAGGAAAAGGGAAAAGCGGCUGAAGAGCUUGUUGAACCUGAAAUCCCCAUAUUAAGUAAACCUGUCCCAAAGCUAGCCCCAUCAGAAGAAAAGGCUGCACCAGAACCUGAGAAAAUACUGCUGCCAGGGGAAAAAAAAGUGGGGAAAGAGGGCCGCUUGGAAGAAAUGGAAGAGAAAUCCUCGGCUGCGGAGGAGAAGCCUAUUUUAUUGCCGGAAGGGAAAUCCAUACUGCUGUACGGUGGGGCUGCUGCGGUGGCUAUACUAGCGGUAGCAGUCGGAGUAGCGCUGGCGCUUAGAAAAAAGUAACGGAGCUCUCUUGAGGAGGAGGAGGGGGAGGAGGAGAGGGGAGAGAGCACGAUCCAGUUUUUGUAGUUGUGUUACCUAAAGGUUGAGCUGCCUGCUGUUCAGUUGGACAUUUGAGUAACUUAAUGGUGAUGGGGUGAGGUCCUUCAAUAAGCCUCCAGCUGUGGACAAUCAUGUUUUUAGUAGAAUUGGGGUGGGGACUGGUUUUUCGUGAUUAAAGUACAGGGGUAUUUUUAAAAAAAAAAAAUUACAAGAAAAAAAUAAUUCUGCGAAU
Molecule: messenger RNA, 1569 nt
Organism: Tauraco erythrolophus (red-crested turaco)
Lineage: Eukaryota; Metazoa; Chordata; Aves; Musophagiformes; Musophagidae
Source: RefSeq, a predicted model, not a curated record